Messenger RNA from Triticum aestivum (bread wheat), 5111 nucleotides. Its product is annotated as putative F-box/FBD/LRR-repeat protein At1g78760. Bases 3155 to 4198 code for a protein of 347 amino acids. The record is from RefSeq and is a predicted model, not a curated record. NCBI's taxonomy places the organism in Eukaryota, Viridiplantae, Streptophyta, Magnoliopsida, Poales, Poaceae. The transcript is spliced from 2 exons. Gene Ontology annotation, molecular function: protein binding.
GCGAUUGUAGCUACUUUUCCUGAUAUAGUGAUCAUGCGGAGACCCCGCAGAGCAGGACUAGGGGUGUUAUCUCCUCGGAGAGCCCCGAACCUGGGUAAGAUCCGCCGGCGUGCAUGUCUUCGCCUCAUCCCGUUUCCAAGCACCGGCGACGUCUUAUUGGCACCCACAAUGAUAAGCCACCCGUUGGCAUAUGUCGCACCUACCACCCGACAUUAAGAUUAACGAUAUUAAUGAGCAAGCAAACAAGUUUCACGAGCUAACUCGUUUAGCUCACUAAUUUUCAAAAGUUUGACAUGAGAGCCCUAGUUCAAAUCAGUCCACUAACAAAAGAGUUGCUAGUUAGCCCAGCCUAGGGGCCUACCACCCCAGCCCACUUCGACUCUUCUUCUAGACCUAGGAGCUAGCAACCAGGAGACCCUAGAGUCAACCAGGAGCCAGCCGCCACGAACCAAACGUCAUUGUUUAAUUUAUGUUGUUGUGAAUUUUUGAUGGGAUCAUGGGAUUCUUCUGUGUUGUUUAUUACCUUGAUGUUCUUGUUUAAUUUAAUUCCAUUAUGAAUUUUCUAUGGGAUCAUAGAAUUCUUCUGUUUUGUUUAUUACCUUAACGAGCACUCAUGAACACUCGUGAGUAUAACGAGCCCAUAACGAACUGAGUCGAAUAGAGCUUUUAGCUCGUUAAUAAUAGCGAGCUUAAUGAUAACGAGCUUAACGAUAAUGAGCUUAAAGAUAACGAGCCGAACGAACCGAGCAGCUCGUUAAUCCAGCCCUACCGGGCCCGGCAUAUAUAUAUUUUAAACUUUUUUUUGAGCAAAGGGUAGCUAGCCUUUAUUGAUUAUGCAGGAUGUUCAUGGGAAUUACAAGGGUGUCAUGCGGGACACUCAACCACAGGUGUCUCCCUAUCUAGCUAGCUUGUGGGCUUCAAAAUUCGAAAUCCUAGAUUCAAAAUUGAAAGAACAGGAAUUAAAAAGACUUGUAGUUUCAGCAAUCUCUCUGAUGAUGCCUCCUUCUUCGCCUCCUAUUUUCUGCUGGAUAUAAGACACGACUUGCUUGCAGUCUGAAGCUAUGAAAAGCUGAUUUUCACCAAGGUCCAACACCAACGCUUGAGCUUCCCUGCAAGCGAUCGCUUCUAGAACAGCCGGUUCAAAAAGCCCUUGGAUCACCAAUAUGGACGAGCCCAAACAGUUGACGCUCUGAUCCCUGAAAUGGCCGCAGCUGUACCCACUCCAUGGUCCUCUGAAACGCCUGCAUCUACAUUUAUUUUCACAGUUCCUUCCGGUGGUGGUUGCCAAACUCUCGCUGGUGCACUUCUUGGCGCUCUAAUCACAUGUGGCUCACUUGGCUGUUGUAGCUGAUCCAGUUCAGCUAUAAAGCGAGUAACAAAAAGGUGAGUUGACAGGGGGCUUUGGUUUAUACCUUCAUGUAUCAGUUUUCGGCGAGCAUACCAAACUGUCCACAAUGUCACAGUCAUCCGGGUAGUUCUUCAUGGUUUAAACCUCAAACAUGGAAAACAGCCAACUUCUUGCUGAUGGUUCAGUCGUGGCGAUCAUAUGUUCCAGCAGCUCAUGAUUGACAAGAGCCCAUACGCAGCGGGCAAUAUUACAUUCUAUUAAGCUGUGCCUCCAAGAGUCCUGCAUACCACAUAUAGAGCAUAAAUCGUUUGUGGACAUUUUCCUAUGUUUUCUGACAUCCUCAGUAGGAAUAGAUUGUUGCGCCAAUCUCCACAGAAAAACCUUUAUCUUGGCCGGCACUGUUACUCCCCAUAAGAAUUCCCAAGAUUUUUCAACUGCCGCUGUGUUUGAAGGCCCCGCUCGCUGAUCCAGCCAAUCUUCUCUCCUGGUUUUUGUGGCGACAAUCGUCCGAUAAGCUGAGCGUAUAGAGAAGAUGCCAUUGUUUUCGAAACCCCAUCCGAUCAGUCCUUGUUUCAAGGUAUCCCUUCCCUCAAUUACUGCCCUCCAAAUUUGUGACGGGUGGUUGCCUACUGCGGCUGAUAGAAAAUCAGUAUUCGAGAAAUAUGCCGAUUUCAGGAUUCUAGCACUCAAUGAUUCAGGGUUCUCAAGUAUCCUCCAAGCCUGUCGAGCCAACAAAGCCAAGUUAAAAAGUUCAAAGUCUCGAAAGCCAAGUCCUCCCAUGUACUUUGGCAUGCUCAUAGUGUCCCAAGAUACCCAAUAGGGUUUUCAUUUGCCUCUCUUGCUACCCUACCAAAAAGCUUUAAUCAUAGAAGUUAGGUGCCGUAAUAGGCCACGAGGGAGUUUAAAACAAGACAUGGAGUAAACUGGUAUAGCCUGAGCCACUGAUUUUAUCAAGACUUCCUUUCUAGCUGCAGAUAAUAAUUUCUCCAUCCAUCCUUUUAUUUUGCUCCAUAGUCUGUCCUUGAGGUAUUUAAAUGCCCCAUUCUUUGAUGCCCCCACAUCUGUAGGCAUCCCAAGAUACUUCUCAUUCAACUGUUCAUUUGGGACAUUCAGAAUCUGUUUAAUUGCCGCCCUCACUCCUUCAGGACAUCCUUUACUGAAAAAUAUAGAGUAUUUAUCUUUAUUUAUUCUCUGACCAGAAGCAAGUGCAUAUGUUUCCAGAAGGUGAGAAACUUCUUCAGCUCCCUCUGUAUUUGCUCUAAAAAACAGCAGGCUGUCAUCUGCAAAUAGCAAGUGGUUCACCGGCAGAGCCGAUGUGGCCACCUUAAUGCCACCAAGAUUAGAUGAUUGAAAUAUGGAUUUCAAAAGGCAUGAAAGGCCCUCUGCUACCAGCAAAAAGAGGUAUGGUGAAAUAGGAUCUUCCUGACGGAUACCCAGUGUAGGGUUAAAUUCAUCAGCUUAUGACCAUUAAAAAGGACUAAGAAUGAAACUGAUGUUACCAUGUCCAUAACUAUGUUAACCCACCUCUCAGUGAAUCCCAGCUUAAGCAUAAUCGCUCUCAAAUAAUUCCAUUCAACCCUGUCAUAUGCCUUCAUCAUAUCAAGCUUCAUGGCACAAUGCCUGUUUCUCUCAACCUUAUUUCUCCUCAUGAAAUGUAGACACUCAUAAGCAGCAAUGAUAUAUAUAUAUAUAUAUAUAUAUAUAUAUAUAUAUAUAUAUAUUUUAAAUGAGACCCGCAAGAUGCCAAUUUUUUUUGGAUAAAGAAAAAACAACCAGGCCCGGUCCAGCCCAACAAGCCGAGCAGGAAUGUGCCAUCGUUGGAAGCUGGAACCAAUACCCUACCCAAAUUCCCCGCUCCUGCCUCAAAUCUCGUCUCUCUACUCGCCGGACAUGAAGGAAACAGCGGCGGCGCGACCCGCUGCCGAGAAGAAUGAGGCGGUUGCGGCGCCCCCAGCACGCAAGAGGCGCGCAUCUGACGAAGCGGCUGGGUCCAGGUCCAGGUCACACAAACUGGCACGUGAUAGCGGCUGCGACGGCGAUCUCAUCAACAAUCUUCCGGAUGCCAUCCUCGCCACCAUCGUCUCCCUCCUCCCCACCAAGUACGGCGUCUGGUCGCAGGCCGUCGCCCGUAGAUGGCGUCCUCUCUGGCGCUCAGCGCCUCUCAACCUCGACGCCUCCCACGACCUCUGCUCCAACGACUUCGGGCGCUUCUCCCUCGUCUCCAGGAUCCUCUGCGAUCACCCUGGCCCGGCCCGCCGCUUCGCUUUCGACCGCAUCCGCCUCCACAGGGAGGAAAAAAGGUACGCCGAGGAAGCCGCUGAGCUCGAGCGCUGGUUCAACUCCCCGCUCCUGGACAACCUCCAGGAACUCAAUAUCGUCUUCUCGCUCUUAGAAUAUUCGUCUGGACAGUCUGAGAAGGAGAAGCGCUAUCCGCUGCCACCGUCGGUGCUGCGCUUAGCACCAACCCUCCAAUUGGCCAGGAUUGGCUCCUGUGAUUUCCCAAAGGAGAUCGCACCUUCGCUGAAUUUCCCCCUCCUCAGGCAGCUCCACCUAUGGCGCGUUUCCAUCUCCGAUGAUGUCUUCUCCGGGGUGCUCUCUGGCUGCCAUGUCUUGGAGAACUUAUACUUGUCGGAGAUUCGUGAUGUAGGUUGCCUCCGCAUAUGCUCGCCAACUCUCAGGAUCAUUGUCAUCUCUUGUUUGUUUGAAGGCGAGGGAGAAUUGGUCAUUAUGGAGGCCCCUCGCCUUGAAAGGUUGCUGUUACGUUCGCCAGGCUCAGGUAGUGAGAUUAUCCGGGUUGUUAGCGCACCUAAGCUGCAGAUGUUGGGCCUUUUGUCUCCCCGCAUCUCAUAAAUUGAAAUUGCUAAUAUAGUCUUCUAGGUAACAGCUGCAUUAGUCUCUAGUAGGCUCUUAAUUAAAUGGAAUUCUCACUUCUAGAAGUUUUUUUUAUGAGAGGAAGUUUUCUCAAAACUCCGUUGUUUUCUUCAGGGAUUGAUCCCAUCCAUCUCGGAAAACUCAAUAAGCACCGUAAAGGUUUUGGCUCUCAAGUUUUCUGACCCUGCUUUGGAUGCAGUUCUUGACAUCCUUAGAUGCUUUCCCUGCUUGGAAAAGCUCUAUGUCAUUUGGGAUGAAUAUGUAAAGGCAGAGAUAAAAAAUGUGCGUCAGUAUGAUCCACUAGAUCCAAUCAAAUGCCUUGAGAACCAUCUCAAAGUAUUGGUAUUGAAGAAUUACAAAGGUGGUGAGGAAGAUGUUGGCUUUGCCAAGUUCUUUGUUUCGAAUGCAAAAGUGGUAAAGGAAAUCAAAUUUGGAGUUUGUAAGAAAAUUGACAUCGACAAGAAAUGGAUGACUCAUCAACUCACGCUGCUAGAAGUGGAAACAAGACCUUCGCCAGACACUGUAUUCAAAUUCAGAAGUGGUUCUUCUUGUUGGGACACUUAUUUGGAUACCGAGGACUUAUCCGUUGCCGACCCGUUCAGCUGUUGUUGUUUUAGACGGGUAGAUACUCUUUCAGAAGCAUAUCUGUGAUCUGUCAAUGGCGUAUCUCUUUGGUUGCUUCGUUCAUGAAUUAUGUACCUGAUGAUUGUGUUGUCUUCCGUCUGAAAGGGAAGAGCAUGGAUGCAACCUAGUUAAUUCUAAGUAUUAGUCAACAGUGCAUGAUUGUGUUUGAAUUUGCUAGUUUCAAUCGGCGUUUUAUGCUUGUUUUGAUAAUUGAACUAUCCUUUCUUUUUUACCAGAAUGUAUGUGAUUUAUUUUUACUGCGAGUUAA